Molecule: messenger RNA, 792 nt
Organism: Symbiodinium pilosum
Lineage: Eukaryota; Dinophyceae; Suessiales; Symbiodiniaceae
Source: the annotation of a GenBank genome assembly
AUGCGGACAAAGCUUCUGCGCCAGCAGCACAAGGAUCGAGACCUGGACGAGUUCUUGAAGCACUUUCGUUUCGGGAACUUGAGCGAUGCCAUGCAAGACAAGGGCGGCAUGAGCGCCGUGAUGUGCGCUGUUCUGUCAGGGGACAUUGGCAUCUUGCGAUUCUUGGCCGGGAAGCGAGCUGACAUGAAUCACAGACUGCAUGGCAUGAGCGACCUGGGAUAUUAUGAUACGCAGACGGCGCUCAUGGCAGCAACAAAGUCGCGGCAGCCUCCAUCUAUGCUUGCAGCGCUUGUGGAGCUUCGUGCGAACGUCAACGCGCGCUCUCGAACAGGUCUGCCAGCCUUGUUCAUGUGUCGCUCACCUGGACACGUGAAAGUGUUGCUGGCGGUCCGUGCAGAGCUUUCCGACCUGGCCCUGAGUGGUGCUGCUGCUUUUGCAAACCCGGAGACUGUACAAGAGCUUCUGACGUGUCGAUGUGACCCGCGCAACAUGGAUGAGUUGCAGUCGGGGCCCCUGCAUUCAAUUGCUUUGACGUCACGUAGCAAUGGCAGAGCAGCUGAGACUGCAAGUUUGCUUUUGGCGCAAAACGCAGACGUGAAUGCGCGGGCUGCCCCAAGGGGUGAAUAUCUGUGGCAGUGCCGGUUGGCACGUCUGCGAGUGGCUGUCUUCGGCUUCUCCAACUGUAACAUGAUAACUCGCUAUGGAGCCUCCAUAGGAGGCAUGUUGGCGCUUGGCUUCGCAGCCAUGCUCGGCCAUGAGCCGCUCACGAAGCUUCUCCUGGCACAUGGGGCC